UAAGGACGUCAUUUCCGCCCGGGUUCCUUUUCCGCGCUGCCCCGAAGAGGGUUCCAUACGGCGUUGUUCUCGGUUUCCGUCGUAACUUUAAAGGGAAACUUUCACAAUGUCCGGAGCCCUGGAUGUCUUGCAGAUGAAGGAGGAGGAUGUCCUCAAAUUUCUUGCUGCAGGAACCCAUUUGGGUGGCACCAAUUUGGACUUCCAGAUGGAACAGUAUAUCUACAAAAGGAAGAGUGACGGUAUCUACAUCAUUAACUUGAAGAGAACUUGGGAAAAGCUUUUGCUGGCAGCUCGUGCUAUUGUUGCCAUUGAAAACCCAGCCGAUGUUAGUGUCAUCUCCUCCAGGAACACUGGCCAGCGAGCUGUUCUGAAAUUUGCUGCUGCCACUGGCGCUACACCUAUUGCUGGACGUUUCACACCGGGCACCUUCACUAACCAGAUUCAGGCAGCUUUCAGGGAGCCUCGCCUCUUGGUGGUCACUGAUCCUCGGGCAGAUCACCAGCCUCUGACUGAAGCAUCGUAUGUUAACCUCCCAACCAUUGCACUGUGCAACACAGACUCUCCACUUCGCUAUGUGGAUAUUGCCAUUCCAUGUAACAACAAGGGGGCUCACUCAGUGGGUCUGAUGUGGUGGAUGCUGGCCCGUGAAGUCCUGCGUAUGCGUGGUACCAUCUCUCGUGAACACCCGUGGGAGGUUAUGCCUGAUCUUUACUUCUACAGGGAUCCAGAGGAGAUUGAAAAGGAAGAGCAGGCCGCAGCUGAGAAGGCAGUGACAAAGGAAGAGUUUCAGGGUGAAUGGACCGCACCUGCCCCAGAAUUCACUGCUACUCAGCCGGAGGUGGCGGAUUGGUCUGAGGGAGUACAGGUGCCAUCUGUGCCCAUUCAGCAGUUCCCCACCGAAGAUUGGAGUGCUCAGCCGGCUACUGAGGACUGGUCUGCGGCUCCUACUGCUCAGGCCACUGAAUGGGUAGGAACUACCACAGAGUGGUCUUAAGUUUUGCCCCAGAUGCUCUAAUAGUGUUGGAAAAAUGCUGAUGGAAAAUAAACAUUGGUUUCUUACA
Messenger RNA from Trichosurus vulpecula (common brushtail), 1061 nucleotides. RefSeq names its product ribosomal protein SA (gene RPSA). Gene Ontology annotation, cellular component: 90S preribosome; cytosolic small ribosomal subunit; ribosome. Gene Ontology annotation, biological process: ribosomal small subunit assembly; cytoplasmic translation. Gene Ontology annotation, molecular function: laminin receptor activity; structural constituent of ribosome. Bases 107 to 994 code for a protein of 295 amino acids. The transcript has 7 exons. The record is from RefSeq and is a predicted model, not a curated record. NCBI's taxonomy places the organism in Eukaryota, Metazoa, Chordata, Mammalia, Diprotodontia, Phalangeridae.